GCCCACUUGAUGAGGGGCGCAACAUAGCAAUCAUGGUUCCUUAUCAUCCCAGAGCUGUUGCAUUAUUGCAAAUUCGAUCGCCGUCGUGCCAUUAUCGGUCUGAUCCAAACCUAUACCAGGAUAUUUGUUCAACGUGAUGGCGACCGUUUCCCGGGACCUUCGAGAUACGGACGGUGUGCGGAGGAGAGAGGCAUCACCUCGGCCGGACCGUCGACGUCGACCAAGGCUCCUACGAGCCAGCGCGACGGAACCUACCAUCACAACGACAUCCAAUGCCAGCCGUGGCGCCAUUUCGAGCCCGCAGUCGUCGCAAAGGGCCACCGAACUCCUCAGCCGCGUUGCCGUAUGUUCGGGUCAUGCUCCCGAAUACUCACCGACGUCGGUGGCCGCUCCCCAUAUGGCGUCGCUCAGCGCCGGCGACAUGACCAUUCCAACUACAAAUCGAGUCCAGGGUCAUCGAGAACACCUAUCUUACGCGAACGGCUAUUUCAGCUUUCCCAAUUUUGAUGCGUGGGAUGAAGAACGGCGCAGUGAUGACAAGGAGGAAGACGUAUGAAAGGGAAAAUUGUCGUGAUCAGUCGACGUGGAGGAACUUCCCCGAGGGGGUCCAAUGCUGUUACCGGGAGUUUCAGCACAUAAUAAGCGUUCUACGUGAAUACAGAACAAGGCGAAGAAACAAGAGACAUCGGCCUACCGACAUUUUGCUGCCAGCUGGUAUCCGAGCAAGGAGGAAGCAAGAACGAGAGGGGAGACGGCGCGAAAAAAAUAAGAAAUAGCCCGGACAACGGUACGGAAUGGUCGAUCUGAAAGCAUCGACGUUGAUGAGACUCAAAUAUGGUUCGUUCUAGCGCCAAGGCGUUGAUUUUGUGGGGUCAGAAUCGGCUGAGGAGUUACGCAUCUUUCCCCUGAGAGAUGCAAAAGCCGCGUUGUUCGUUCAAUGGCGUUGUGGGAUUUUGUAGGAUAUCUAGCUUUCCGAGGCUGUUCUAGGUGUGAUACCCGUACGUAUGUCACAAACCGAACCAAAAUAAGAGGGUACAUAGGUUUACACAGGUGGUAAGAAUGUAAGCGUAAAGUAAAGAUACACCACCAGCCUCGUGUUGUCGUGCUUGUUCAUGGACAGACCUGAAUGAAUGUAAAUCUCGGUAAGGAGGGAG
Messenger RNA from Colletotrichum scovillei, 1154 nucleotides. RefSeq lists its product as uncharacterized. The record is from RefSeq and is a predicted model, not a curated record. NCBI's taxonomy places the organism in Eukaryota, Fungi, Ascomycota, Sordariomycetes, Glomerellales, Glomerellaceae. The coding region runs from base 137 to 556 and encodes 139 amino acids. The transcript has 2 exons.